GACAUGCAGAAAGAAGCUGAUGAAAUUUUGAGUCAGGUCCGCAAGAAACUGACAGAAGCCAAUAAAUCAAUCCAGGUGAUCAACAGUAUGAAAAAACUGCGGAAAUUACGUACUGACAGACUGGAGAGACAGGGUGUACUGAGUAUGUACGAGUCUCAAGGUCACAGCUCAACAAAUAAACUAAUGUUUGAGGCGAAGUUGUCCAACAUGAGAGAUUUACUGAACAAACAGUUGGAUAUAUACAAAGCAGAAGAAGCUGCUCUGAAGGUUCACCUUGAGACUGAGCAAGAAGAAACGAGAGAAAAAGAAAGAGAAAAGACAAGACUACGGAGGAUAGAGAGACAAAAACAGGAGAGGAAGAAAGAAGAAAACUGUUUAUUUGGCAGUCAAAAAGAACCUGUACCAGGUGACCCAAUAUAUCCAUUUAGACAAUACUUUGAUGCUGCUAACCAUAGUAUAGACUCCUUACUAGCUAUCAGGAGAGAGUGGGACAGUUUUCUUACAAGUGCAGAUAUUGGCUCUCGUAUACCUGACACCUGGGUCAUACCUGAGCAACCUUCUUCAGAACUAUGGGGAUCAGCUCUUAAAACGUGAUGAGCAGCUGACUGGAAACAACUGGAAAUAUGACUCUAGAUAGACUGGUUAAUCAAGUCCAAAGUCAUGAGAUGUCUUAGCUUAAAGAAAUAAGAGACAUGAGGGAUGCUGGAAAAGGAAACAAGCUAUUAUGUCGUUUUAAAAUGCUUUAAAUUUA
Messenger RNA from Ruditapes philippinarum (Manila clam), 751 nucleotides. Its product is annotated as programmed cell death protein 7-like. NCBI's taxonomy places the organism in Eukaryota, Metazoa, Mollusca, Bivalvia, Venerida, Veneridae. The record is from RefSeq and is a predicted model, not a curated record.